Molecule: messenger RNA, 511 nt
Organism: Racocetra persica
Lineage: Eukaryota; Fungi; Glomeromycota; Glomeromycetes; Diversisporales; Gigasporaceae
Source: the annotation of a GenBank genome assembly
CGCUCUUUUUGCUCGACUGUCUCUUGACCCUAAUCAAAUGAGUGAUGGUGUUGAGCUUCCUAAAACUCCCUUAUUCGAUUAUUUGCUUUACGGCUGGAAAAGAGCCUCUGAAAUUAAAAGAUCAACACGUAGUUCUAAAAAUUUAGAACAAUCGGUUAUCAAUGAGCGAGUCGGUGUCAUAGAUACGCUUAAAGAUCUUAUAAUUAACUACGUACAAUAUGUACUUCUGUAUCCCGACGAUCUUCCACAAAUUAGGGGUUCCACUGAGCUUGGCCCUAGUCAAUUUGUAUCAAGAUUAUUAGCAGAAUUUGAUUCUGCCGAAGGAUUACCUUUAGAUUUUAUUAAAGAAGUAGUAUAUAAAGUCGAUGAUGAAGGAUUCGACAAGAUGUUUGUUCCAGCAUUAAUGGGAUAUGGGGCCCAAAUAAGAACAAAAAACAUAUUAAACAUGGAUUAUUUACUACCACUUAAUUCGGUAGUAACUCUGUCAGAAAUAAAACCAUUGGCCGAUAAG